Cebus imitator (Panamanian white-faced capuchin) is the source of this 5922-nucleotide messenger RNA. Its product is annotated as syntaxin-binding protein 5. The record is from RefSeq and is a predicted model, not a curated record. The transcript is spliced from 19 exons. Gene Ontology annotation, biological process: regulation of protein secretion; regulation of exocytosis. Bases 341 to 2506 code for a protein of 721 amino acids. Lineage: Eukaryota; Metazoa; Chordata; Mammalia; Primates; Cebidae. Gene Ontology annotation, cellular component: cytoplasm; SNARE complex; plasma membrane. Gene Ontology annotation, molecular function: GTPase activator activity; syntaxin binding; myosin II binding.
GAGCGGGCUCGGGCGCCGCCGCCACUGCUGCUGCUGCUGCCGGGCCGCGGAGCGAGGAGGCGGCGGCGGCGGCUGAAGCGGCGCCACAGCAGCCGCGCCGAGCAGCGGCGGCCUCGGAGGAAGAGGGGUCGCCGCCCGGGGUUCUUGCAGCCGCCGCUCCUACCGUCGCAGUAUUUCCUGUUCGGAUUAUCUUUUGCUUCCCCCUCAGCUGCCUCCUUGCCCUCACACUCCCACUCCUCCGUUUCCGCGGUCGAAGCUGUCCUCGGCCCCGGCUAGUCUCCCCCGCCCGGGGACCCCCUCUGCCUUGCCUCGCGGGCUGCGGGGGAGCCCCGCCGAGACCAUGAGGAAAUUCAACAUCAGGAAGGUGUUGGAUGGCCUGACCGCCGGCUCGUCCUCGGCGUCACAGCAGCAGCAGCAGCAGCAGCAGCAUCCGCCUGGGAACCGGGAGCCGGAGAUCCAGGAAACGCUCCAGUCCGAGCACUUUCAGCUCUGCAAGACUGUUCGCCAUGGAUUUCCCUAUCAACCCUCAGCCCUGGCCUUUGAUCCUGUACAGAAGAUCCUGGCAGUGGGAACUCAGACUGGUGCUUUAAGGCUCUUUGGUCGUCCAGGAGUAGAAUGUUACUGCCAGCAUGACAGUGGAGCUGCAGUAAUCCAGCUCCAGUUCCUGAUCAAUGAGGGAGCUCUUGUGAGUGCCUUGGCUGAUGACACCUUACACUUAUGGAAUUUACGUCAAAAGAGGCCUGCCAUACUACAUUCACUUAAAUUUUGCAGAGAAAGGGUUACAUUUUGCCAUCUGCCUUUCCAGAGUAAGUGGCUCUAUGUGGGCACUGAACGAGGUAAUAUACAUAUUGUCAAUGUGGAGUCCUUCACACUCUCAGGCUACGUCAUUAUGUGGAAUAAAGCCAUUGAACUGUCAUCUAAAUCUCACCCAGGACCUGUGGUUCAUAUAAGUGAUAAUCCAAUGGACGAGGGAAAGCUUUUGAUUGGCUUUGAAUCUGGAACAGUAGUUUUAUGGGACCUCAAAUCAAAGAAGGCUGACUACAGAUACACAUAUGAUGAGGCGAUCCACUCUGUUGCUUGGCAUCAUGAAGGAAAACAAUUUAUUUGCAGUCAUUCAGAUGGCACCUUGACUAUAUGGAAUGUAAGGUCCCCUACUAAACCUGUACAGACAAUCACUCCACAUGGAAAACAGUUAAAGGAUGGGAAGAAGCCAGAACCAUGCAAACCUAUCCUCAAGGUGGAAUUCAAAACGACUAGAUCUGGGGAGCCUUUUAUUAUUUUAUCAGGAGGUUUGUCAUAUGAUACUGUAGGAAGAAGACCUUGCUUAACAGUGAUGCAUGGGAAAAGCACUGCUGUGCUAGAAAUGGACUAUUCAAUUGUUGACUUUCUAACACUAUGUGAAACACCAUACCCAAAUGAUUUUCAAGAACCAUAUGCUGUGGUUGUUCUUCUAGAAAAGGAUUUAGUACUUAUAGACCUUGCACAAAAUGGAUAUCCUAUAUUUGAAAAUCCCUACCCUUUGAGUAUACAUGAGUCCCCUGUUACAUGUUGUGAAUAUUUUGCUGAUUGUCCUGUGGACCUUAUUCCUGCACUUUAUUCUGUUGGAGCUAGACAGAAACGUCAAGGUUACAGCAAAAAGGAAUGGCCCAUCAAUGGAGGUAAUUGGGGCUUGGGUGCUCAAAGUUACCCAGAAAUAAUUAUUACAGGGCAUGCUGAUGGGUCACUUAAGUUCUGGGAUGCUUCUGCAAUAACCCUACAAGUAUUAUAUAAACUAAAGACAUCUAAAGUAUUUGAAAAGUCAAGAAACAAAGAUGAAAGGCCAAACACAGACAUUGUAGAUGAAGAUCCAUAUGCCAUUCAGAUCAUCUCCUGGUGUCCGGAAAGUAGAAUGCUGUGCAUAGCUGGAGUUUCAGCUCAUGUCAUUAUUUAUAGAUUCAGCAAGCAGGAAGUAAUCACAGAAGUCAUUCCGAUGCUGGAAGUUCGAUUACUAUAUGAAAUAAAUGAUGUGGAGACUCCAGAGGGUGAGCAGGCACCACCUUUGCCAACACCCGGGGGAGGGUCCAACCCACAGCCCAUUCCUCCUCAGUCUCAUCCGUCUACCAGUAGCAGUUCAUCUGAUGGGCUUCGUGAUAAUGUACCUUGUUUAAAAGUUAAAAACUCACCACUUAAACAGUCUCCAGGUUAUCAGACAGAACUAGUUAUUCAGUUGGUUUGGGUGGGUGGAGAACCACCACAACAAAUAACCAGCCUGGCAGUCAAUUCUUCCUAUGGAUUGGUGGUUUUUGGCAAUUGCAAUGGCAUUGCUAUGGUUGACUACCUCCAGAAAGCAGUGCUGCUCAACCUGGGCACUAUUGAAUUGUAUGGCUCUAAUGAUCCUUAUCGGAGAGAACCCCGAUCUCCUCGUAAAUCUCGACAACCUUCAGGAGGUGUAGACCAAAUAUCAUCAAAUUGUUCUUCAGGCUUUUUUAAAAGAACAGUUCGGAGAAAUUUUUUGUUUUGCUACUAAUAGAAGCUGAUAUGUUUUUAUAAAGAAUGUAGUUCACAUGAAUUUUAAGACAAAACUGUUUAGGGUAAGUUUAAAUGUGUCAUAGCUGUAUUACAAUACAGUUGUAUUAUUGAGUAAAACAUGGGCUGUGUUUUCAUAAUAAAGAUUGUAAAACUGUCACAAACAAACAGUAAUAAAGUAUUUCAGCUACCCAUAUAUCUGCUAAAAAUCUGAUUUUACUAAAAAUAGGAUAAUAUAUAUCUUGUUUUGCUGGUUGUUUUAUCAUUCAGAAAGUAAAGGACACAACAAGAGAAAUUUCUAAUCUGAAUAUAAUUCAAAAGAUCUAAUUAGUAAUGUAGAAGUGACACAUGCUGGAGAGUGCUUGCUCUAGGAAGUUAUAAUUAUAAAGAAGGAAAUUAUGGGCAAAAGUUUGUAUCUAGACUUUAAGAUUUUUUUUUCAAAAGUUAUGGGUUGGAGGCUUUAAGUAUGAACCUUUUUACUACAAUUUCAAUUACUUUUAAGUCUUCAAUAUUUUCAGUAAGAUGGAAAAGGAGAGAUAGUUAUGGAGCACCAUAGUACUGGUUGAGAAGUUCUGUUUGUGUAUAUAUUAGAAGAAGCAAAAAAUAUGUAUAAGAAGUCAGGCACAAUCAAAAAUGAAUAAGUACUGUGUUGAAUUAGGCUGAUUUCAUAAUACGAAAUAAGACACUGUUUGGUUUAGGAAGGAUUAGAGCCUCAAUUUAGGGAUAAUUUUAAAUAAUAGUUGAAAAAAACAGAAAGUAGAGCUAAAUAACUUUGAUUCUGAGUGCUACAUUAAGAAGAAUCAUUUUUCUCUCUGCAGAGUAUGAAAGCUAUAAUAAUAAAGAGAAACUAAAGCCCAAGGUCCUUUAUGUAAAUAAGGCAAACCAAGUAAUAAUAAAAAGAAUAUCAAGAUAAUUGGUGAAUUUAAAAGGCAUCCCCAGUUGGUGAAGGUCAGACAUUUUACAUAUCAGUUGAUUUGAAGCACAAAUUAGUCAGAGUUCUAGAAUGAGUUGCUAUGUAACUGAUGCCUUUAUGUGCAUAUAGAAAAUAGAAAUGAUUAGUUGAAGUCAGCAGAAGUUCACUAAAAGUAAGUUGUAGCAAAAUCAAUUUUACUUUUUUAAUCUUGUAACUCCAUUGAUGACUUAUGGCAGCCUGUUGACAUAAUGUUCCCUGAAAUUAAUGAGGUAUUUGAUCAUUAAUUUUAGAAUAUUUUUGUGAACCAGAUGGAUAGAAGUGACCUUAAUACCUAGUUCAGUUUAAUGAUGGUAACAUUGGUUAAACCAAGAGUCAGCAAACUAUUUGUAGGCCAAAUCCAGCCUAGCACCUGAUUUUGUAAAUACAGUUUUAUUGCAGAAAUACCAUGUUUAUUUGUUAUGUGUUGUCUAUAGCUGCUUUUGUGCUGCAGUGUAACAGCUAUUUGGUGACAAAGAUUUUUGGCUCAAAAAGCCUGAACUAUUUAUUACUUGGAUCUUUACAGAAAACAUUUGGCCACCCUCUCAAUUAAACCGUGGUACUGGAUUAAUGUGUGGUCUAAUAUUUACCUUGAUGUAGUAUGCCUCAGUUAGUGGAUAUAUUGUUUUGAGUAGCAUAGGAUUAUGUUUUGUUGAAUAUUUUAAAUAGUUAAUGUAGCUUCCUAUCUGGACUUUUGCAAGAGAAGAUACACUUAUCAGAAUGGUCACUAAAAAUUUAAGAGAGAGGUAUUACAUUCAGUGGCAGUGUAACAACUCAAAAAGAUAAAUUUAUAGGUAGAAACAGUAAAUUUAAACCAAAGAAAUAAGAUUUAUCAGCAAUACUUGUUGAGCCCUGAGUAUAGAUUAUAAAGAUUAUUUACAUAUAGAACAGAAAACACUGGCUCAGGAGUAGUUCGUGUGAAACAUAAUUGGAGAUUUUGUUUAGGCAUAUCUAAGUUUAAAUCUCCACUCUUUGUAUAACUUCAUGAUACUAAAAAGGAUAUUUAUCUGAGGCUCAGUGUUCUCAUUUAUGAAAUGAAGAUGGUUACUCCCUCAAAAUGUUGGUGUGAAUAUUAAGUGAGAGGACAUAUGUGACAUACCUAAUCUUGUGAGUGAACAUUGUUGGCAUUCAGGUGGUUGUUUUGUUACUGUUGACCGCAACUUCAUGUGUGCCAGUAAUGUAGCAAAACUGCUGACUAUACUCACGUGAGUUUAGAACAGUUAAAAUUAUAGUUCUAUGUUUAUGUUGUAUUUUCUCCUCAUUUUUAAACCAGGGCAUUGUAAAAAGAGGAUUUUUGUCCUAAAACAUGCAGAGCUUUCCCACCAGUUAAAAAAACAAAACAAAACAAACAAACAAAAAAAAACUCUAAGAGUAGCAAUGAAGUGGACCAUUUCUAGAAGUAAUUAGGUUUUUAUUCCUGUAUAAAAUGCCUAAAACACUGGGUGCCUCAGUUUCUUCUUCUGUAAAAUGAGAAUAAUACUGUCUACUUCAUUUGCUGCUGUGAGAGUUAAAUGAAGUAAGCACUUAGAACCAUAUCUGGCACAUAGUAAGCACUCAGUAAGUGUCACCUAAGACCACUUAGCUAAUUGGGUUGAAAUAUCUUUGAGCAAAGCCUAGAUAGCUAUAUUGCUGGGAAUAUUUGUUGAAGGGAUUCUGGCAGUAGUAACGGGAUGGAUUUGGUUACAUGCAAUGAAAUUCUUUCACAUAUAUUUAUUCAACCAUUCAACAAAUAUUGAGGCUUCUGUGUGCUAUGCAAAACAGACAAAGUUCUCUACCCCACGGAACUCAUAUUCUGCUGGAAGAGACACACAUUUAAGAAGAUAAGUAAUAUACAGUAGAUUACAUUAAUAGUGCCAAGGGGAAAAAUAAUUGAAGGAGGAUUUGAAAUAUCGGAGAUGGAGUGUUAAAUUUAAAAUAAAAUAGAGUGUCCAGAUGACUUCAGGUUUAAAGGAAGUGAGAGAGCUAUUAUCCAUGAGGAUGUCUGGGAAAACAAUCAAUGAAACAAAAAACAUUUCAUGCAAGAGAACAAGCACCAUUUGCUCUGAAGCAGUACACCUGGUGAGUUAAAGGAACAACGAGGAGUCAGUGUGGCUGGAGAAGAGACAAACCAGUGGUGAGCAAGUCAGCGAAAGCAGGAAAUAGUCUGAGAGGUAACAGGAUACAGUAUACCGUAGGAUCAUAUACAUCACCCAGCCAAGUAGCUUAUUUAACAGUCGUUUAAUACCUAAAUUAAAUCUUCUCUAUGCACAUUCUUUAAUUCCACUCCUAACUGUUUCUUCCUGGGCCAUUGCAAGAAUAACUAUAUCAUACAAGUUUAAGAACUUUUUUAGUCAGUAAGUUUAGUAAUUAUUAUAUCAUAAGGACCCUCAACUGAAACCUCAAAGUGGUUUCCCCUAAGUAUAAUCUUUAGUAGCAGUUGUCAAAAAUACCAAGGGGGUAAAAUUUCAAAUUUGAUCAUUUUUAUUCAG